UUGAGUCUACUAUUCUGGAAUAUAUAUUUGAUCUUGACAAAGAAUAUCGGAAUCAGACAUGAUGAUUGUUCGGAAUUAUUGUCACCAGCUGCAGAAGAUCAAAUUGAUGAAGAAGUUCGGAUUGAGGAGCAUCAAGUAUAAGUUUUCAAUAUUUUCAUGAAGGGUGCGGCAAUUUUUUGGUCCUUUAGCUUUGACGAAUAAAUAUGUUACGUAAAAUAUGAUUUUCCUAUGCUCACACAUUACGAAAACCAGAUAUGCAUUCUCUAUUCAUUCAAAUUUUCGACCAAAGACUGUUGUUACAAGCAAGCAAAAAAAUAGUUGUCUGCAACAUUCCGUUUUUUCUUCUUCUUCCAUCAACUAAUACACAUUUUCGCAUAAUUCUUCUCCUUCUUCUUCCAUCUUUUUUGUAUUAUUUGCAUUGUCCGCGCGGAUCCGAAAAAGUGAUCACUUGAGCACACACAUUUUAUCAUUCUCAAAAUGCGAGAUGAGUGGCGGUCGAAAUAUACACACAAUGUUUAUGAAAUGACCUUCUCCUUCUUCUUCUUCUUUUCGUUUAUCAUCUUUUUAGUGUUGCUCUCAUGUUUUUGUUGCUGCUGGGUGCUCACAAGGAAAUGUUGUGUCUCGAGACGAGACAGGUACAAAUUGGAUGGAUGGAUAAGUGGAGAAUGGAACAAGAAGGAAUGUGGUGGUGAAAUUUGGAAAAAGUACAACAUUCUUGUGAAACAACAAACACUUUGAACUAAUUUGGGAAAUACACGUAAGAAGAAAGUUUUCUUGGAAAACUGACCUGAGCUAGUGCUCUUCUGGAAUUUGUUUCUGAAUUCAGUACUCAAGAUGAUAAAAACAAAAAAAAGUUGGAACAGUGCCAUCGAAAUCAGUUUGAAGAAAAUAUUUCCCUCGGAGAUUUUUUGGUCGUAUUAUGAAAAAAAAAACCCAAAACUGGCCUGAAAAUCGCUCCAUCAUAAAAGAAUCCGAAAUCACCAAAUCCUCGCUGGAACAUUUCGAAAAAUGAAAUAAUUUUCACACUAUCAAAUUAACGUGGCAACAAAUGUCACGUGAAUAAUAAAAUCUUGAAAUGAAACUAUGAACGCUUACAGUUCUACAGUAUUCAGGAGUUUCUGUCACACCUCGGCGAAUCCGUGGCUGGCCAGAGUACAAUUUUUUUUUCAAAAACUGAAAAAAUCACAGCUUUCAGAGGACAAAAACUGAAAAAUUCACAUUUUUCACACUGGAAAAAGUUAGCGUACAAUUUUUUAGUUUGGAAACCACGAUUUUGGCCUAGGUGUGGUUUCUGUAGUUCUUCCUGAUCUACUUCUAUAAUUUAUUCCAAAAGUUGUUUCUCCCCAAACCUCAGAUCUUGAGAAUAUCGUCAUCAUACUUGAGAUAUAACAUUGAACCUGUCUCUUCCUGAUUAACCGUAUUCCUCUAGAAUCAUAAACGAGUCCAGGAAGAUCAAAAUGUAGAUGCACUCAACUCAUAAAUAAUCCCCGUAGGAGUCACAUGCCUCCCCCUCAAAUAAAAAUUGUCCCCUCUUCCGAAGACCGUGUUUUUCCGUGCCUAUCAAUUGUUUCUAUUUGUACAAUUCUACAAAAAUCCCGGAAACGUUGAUCAACGCACUAUUAUUUUUAUUUUUAUUUAUUCGCGCCGAGCCUUUCUCUCUCCAGACCUGUCGUUUUGCGGCUAUUUGCGGCCCUUGGGCCAGCCAUUUGAAGGGCCGGCCUAGCCAGCCCAAAUAGGGAAAAUGGGCUGGCUCAGCCCGGCCUUUCAAACAAAUUUUAUUGUGUAAAUCCACUAUUUUUCAAUGGUGUUUCUUUCGAAUUUUUGCAUUUUGGCGGAAGAAAAUUGGCGUAUCUCGUGUUUCUGAUGGUGGAUUGAUAAUAAAAGUAAAAUUUAUUGAAAUUCAUGUGUUUCACCAUUACGAUCCUGCACCAAAACAGUACUGCGAAGAAAUAUUGGUGCACUAACACCAAUUUAAGUUAUUCUGAUUUACGAAAUUCGCCCAAAUGCAGAAAACACAGCCUCCACACCUGCGUGAAGUCUGCGUCUCACUCUCUCGUCGUUCGCUGAGUGAGAUGGAGCGCGUUUGCUGCACUCACUUUUUUCCAUUGAAAAAAAACUUUUUCUUUAUUUUUUCGUGUUUUUUGGUCGCCACGAUUUUUUUCUGCGCUAAUACGAAGCUAAACUUCAAAAUAGAAGAGAUUUGGAAGACAGAGAUAUAUAAAACAUCUCAUAUCGAGUCGAAAUUCAAGGAGAACAUUCGAGCGGAAAAGUGAGUGUUUUUUCAACUUUUUUGACUUCAAAUUUUUGAGCAAGAAAAAUAGUUUUACAGGUUAUGGGACAUCUACAGAAGCGCACGUUGAGAAGGAGAAUUGUUCAAAAAAUCAAAAAACUCCAGAAUACAGCUCUUUGCGUUGUCCGAAAAUAUGA
This is a messenger RNA of Caenorhabditis angaria, 2427 nucleotides long. The record is from the annotation of a GenBank genome assembly. Lineage: Eukaryota; Metazoa; Nematoda; Chromadorea; Rhabditida; Rhabditidae.